CUCAGACUGCGAGAUGAAGACUCAGCAGACGCUCCAUGUGGCCACUCCAGUGAGGCAGAGCCUGGCUUUGACCAAAGUGGCCGGGACCUCGGUUUAUCUGAAGCUGGACUCAUCUCAGCCAACAGGAUCCUUUAAGAUCAGGGGCAUCGGCCACCUCUGUCAGACUUGGGCAGAGCGAGGCUGUGAGCGAUUUGUCUGCUGUUCAGGAGGAAAUGCUGGCAUGGCGGCGGCGUACUCAGCCCGCCAGCUCGGGGUUCCUGCCACCAUCGUGGUGCCAAGUGUCACACCGAAAUCAACAGUGGAGAGACUGAAGGAUGAAGGAGCCAACGUGGUCAUUCACGGCAAGGCUCUGAAUGAAAGCAUUGAGUACGGACAGCAGCUGGUGGCCAACAACCCCGGCUGGAUAUUCAUCUCUCCAUUCGAUGAUCCGCUCAUCUGGGAAGGCCACACGUCUCUGGUGAAGGAGCUGCAGGACGACCUGAGGGAGAAGCCGGGGGCCGUCGUGCUGUCGGUGGGAGGCGGGGGCCUGCUGAACGGCGUGGUGGAGGGCCUGCGCCGCGCCGGCUGGGCCGACGUGCCCAUCGUCGCCAUGGAAACCGUGGGAGCGCACAGCCUCAACGCGGCCGUGAAGGCGGGAGAGCUGGUGACUCUACCGGCGAUCACCAGCGUCGCCACCACGCUGGGCCUCACCAGGGUCUCCGCUCAGACCAUGAAGCUGGUGCAGGAGCACCAGGUUUUCUCGGAGGUGGUCACGGACCAGGAGGCCGUGAAAGCCGUGGAACUCUUCGUAGACGACGAGAAGGUCCUGGUGGAGCCGGCCUGCGGCGCCGCCCUGGCAGCGGUGUACAGCCACGUUAUCAGAAGGCUGCAGGACGAGGGCAGGCUGGCCCGGCGCCUGGGCCCCGUGGUGGUGGUGGUGUGCGGCGGCAAUAACAUCAGCAUGGAGCAGCUGAGCAGGCUGAAGAAGCAGCUGGGCGUCGCCUGACGCCGCCGACCUCCUCGGCUCCUCCCGA
Messenger RNA from Salarias fasciatus (jewelled blenny), 1013 nucleotides. RefSeq names its product L-serine dehydratase/L-threonine deaminase. Gene Ontology annotation, molecular function: threonine deaminase activity; pyridoxal phosphate binding; L-serine ammonia-lyase activity. The transcript is spliced from 8 exons. Lineage: Eukaryota; Metazoa; Chordata; Actinopteri; Blenniiformes; Blenniidae. Bases 14 to 985 code for a protein of 323 amino acids. Gene Ontology annotation, biological process: L-threonine catabolic process; L-serine catabolic process. The record is from RefSeq and is a predicted model, not a curated record.